AUGGAACAUCAGCUUGCACCUAUUCUUUCUGAAAUACCUCCGACAGUGCCACUUAUCAAUGGAGAUCCCAUAUACCCUAUGGAGAGUUGCUUUCUGGACCCCAACGCCAUGGCAACAUAUUCUAAUUAUUCACAGACCACGACUCAGCCUAAAAUAUAUAACACCUGGCCUUCUUGUUCCCAAUACUGGGCUCAAAUUGUAUUCGUUCAAGUUAACCCUGGAGAGGUCCUUACCAUAAAAGCCGAUGAUGGGUCCAUUCAGCAUGUUCAAGGACCUGCAGAGGUACCUCUGAUAGCGCCAACGGGUAGUUUUCCACCAAUAUACCUUCCUCCUGGUUACGGAACUCAGGUGGUGGAAGAAAAUGGAAUUCACAAAAUGAUCAUUGUGCCUCCGACCCCAGACUAUCCCAUGCCCCUGCCUGCUCCUGUGCAACCACUGUCGCCCUUCAUAGCGCCAGCCCAGUUCACAUACCCACAGGCCUCCCAACUUGUGUAUCCCCCAGUUCAAGGGGAAUUUCCAGUAACUUACAUCCAAGAACCUGUCCCACAGCAGCUGCCACCACCUGCACCUCUACCUCCACCACCACUACUACCAGCACCAGCACCAGCACCGUUUCUAUACCAGGAGCAUCAUGAAACCUAUCCUCAUGGGAGAGUAAAUCAACUUGAUGAAAGGAUUGUUAAAAUGGGAGAAUAUUCAAAGAAGAAACUGAAAGAUCGCCAAUUUGGUGAACAUAAGACUAGCUCCAUGUUUAAUGACACUCCUUUGCUUCUGAACAAAGCCAUUGAGAUGCCCAGUACUUCUAGUACUCUUUGUGCUUACACUGUGGAUACUGCUCCAGGCACUCACACUGACAACACUUCAAACACUUGCUCUCUGAAUACUUGCACUAUUGACGAUACUCCAAAAAUCAUUGCUGACAGUCUUCCAGACAUUAACACUACUGACAAAAUCACUAGUUCCUCUGAUCAUGCCCCUAGCACUUCUACCUCAAACACUACUCUUUGCGCUGACACCGUUACUAGUGCUCCAGAGCCUUCCAGAAUUAGUCAUGAUUCAGUCACCUCUGAUGAAACUCAAAAAUCAUCAAAUCCUGAUAGUACUCCAAGCUGUAGUUCCGAGAGUGCUCCCAUCUCUGAAAAUGCUCAUAUCUCCUCUUCAAUUAAUAAUGCUCUCAGACCUUCUGGUGCUGACAGCAUUUCCAACAACACCAGAGCUUAUACUGAAAAUGAUCAUGGAAAGAGAGAGAAUAAUAUGAGAGGUGGAGACAAUAAGCAGGUAUCAGGUGGAAAACAAAAGAAGACUCCAUCAUCAAAUGCAGCACAAAAAGAAAACAGUACAGAAUACAGAACACAGUCGUGCUGUUUCAACACUGGAAAACCUGUGGUUUCUAAUAUCCAAACUCGAUCUGCUACUAUUUCAUGGACUCUGAACAGUACUGAAAAAUGUGAUCAUAUUAAUUCUCCUGUGACAUUUGAAUUGGCACUGUCUAGCAAUGGUAAAAAUGGAAUCUAUAAAAACAUUUAUAAUGGUGGCGAAGUUACUGUGGCCCUACAAGAUCUACAGCCCUGCACGGUCUACUUUGUAAGAGUUACAACCAUAAGAGAUGCACAACACAAAAGCGUGUCUGAAGUGGUUAGCUUCACAACACCUGGCUGUGAACCAGACCCUCCACUUGCACCCACACUAAUUAGUAGAACCAAGAACAGCCUGAAUCUACAGUGGAAAGGUUCCAAUGAUAAUGGUUCCAAAAUAAGCAGCUUUCUUUUGGAAUGGGAUGAGGGUAAAGGUGAAGAGUUCAAAAGUUGCUACAGUGGCCCCAUGAAACAGCACAAGAUCUUUAAACUGGCUGCUUCUACAAAGUAUUCAUUCAGAUUGGCUGCCAAAAAUAACUUCGGCUUCAGUAAUUUCAGUGAGAUAGCAGUCUUCUAUACAUCAGGAAACACACCUCCAGCACCGCUGCCACCUAAGUUAAAAGAAGCAGGAGUGCACAGUUUGUCGCUAGAAUGGUGUGCCCCGACAAACCCAAACCCAAAUGACACUCUUACUUAUGUGCUAGAGAUGGAGGAACCAAGAUCUGGAUUGGGUUUCAAACCUAAAUACAAUGGAGAAGACCUCUCCUGCACCAUAAGAAAUCUUCAGAGAAAUACUGCAUACAAGUUUCGGAUUUUUGCCUACAAUCUGGAAGGAAGAAGCAGCCCCAGUGGAGAAGUAAAAUAUUCCACUUGUCCAGCCAAGCCUGGACACCCUAAAAAACCGUAUGUGGUGGGAGCAAUCCAUACACGCCAAGUGAAAAUUGGAUGGGACUCCCCCAAAGACAAUGGUGGAAUGCACAUUUCAAGUUACAGUUUAGAAGCCAGUGAAAAUUCAGAUGGUGCAAAUCUCUGGAAGCUAAUCUACAAUGGCCCUCUACAGGAAUUCCUAUAUGAUAACCUCAAACCAGGCACCACAUAUAAACUGAGGGUCUUUUGCACUUCAGCUGUAGGCCAAAGCCAGCCUUCAGAUGUAUUGACAAUUCAGACACCUACUCCACCUCCUGAGUCUUGUCGUUCACUGCCCUCCAAUGGUAAAAACAAGUGCAAGGACCCCAGCCUUCCCCCUGCAAACAAUCGUUCUGGUAAUGGGAACUUGGAAACAGUUGUGCGUGGCAAAAAAUCAAGAGGUGCCCGGAAUGACAGAAAGGAGUACCCUGGCUCUGAAAAGAAAUGUGCACCUGGAUCUCAUUCAGUGAAGUGUGGAACUGUACCAGCCCGGCACCCUCCUUCUCAGUGUGGUACACCUGUGCUAACCUGCAAGGGUCCAACCUGUGUUAUUGUCAGUUGGGAAACUCCUAAAUGCAAUGGUGCUGAAAUCACUGAUUACCGACUGCAGUGGGGACAAACUGAAGAGUCCAUGCAUUUGAUUUACACUGGCCCUUGUUUGCGCUAUGAAGUUAAAGGUCUUACUCCAGCAACCACGUACUUUUGCAGAGUCCAGGCUGUAAAUAUAGUUGGGGUUGGAAUGUUUGGAGGAACUGGAAAAGUAGCUACACCAGGAACUGUACCCGCCAUAGUUCCAAUGUUACAAGAAGUUGAAGACAAACUGCCUGCCAAAUUGUCGUCAACUUGCAUAGCUAUCCAAUGGGAAGAGCCAGACUGCCAUGGCUCUCCAGUCACUGGAUAUAACAUCGAAUAUGGAGAUAAAAAAAUCCUGACUGUUGACAGAGUAACCGAGUAUGUUCUGAAAAAUCUACAGCCUAACACUACGUACAGAAUCAGAAUUCAAGCUAUUAACCAUUACGGACUAAGCCCUUUUAGCCCACCAAUAAGAAGCAAAACCAAACCACUACCACCAGCGCCUCCACAGCUUGCUUGUGUGAUCUAUGGACACCAGAGUCUCAGACUCAAAUGGGGCAAUGCUUCAAGCAAAAAAUCACUUGCCAACUUCAUAAGCUACAAAUUAUUAAUGGAAGAUCGAUCUGGCAGAUUUGCUGUCAUUUACAAUGGGCCUGAUCUGACUCACAAAGUGCAGAAAUUGAGUGAAUAUACACAAUACAAGUUUAAAAUCCAGGCAUGUAAUGAAGCUGGUGAGGGACCAGAGUCUGAUGUCUACACUUUCACUACCACGAAAACCCCACCUGCUGCACUUAAAGCACCUAGAUUUCACCCCCUGAAUAACAACAGUUGUGAAAUCAAAUGGGAUUCCUUGGAGCCAGUUAAAGGUGAUCCCAUUGUUUACUGUCUUCAAGUCAUGAAUGGAAAGAAAGCUGAGCAGAUUUACAAAGGACCGAACACUACCUUUUCCUUUUCCAACUAUCUUGCAAAUUCAAGAUAUCGCUUCAAGGUCUGCGCUGGACGCCAGUAUGAAAAUUCUGAUGGCGUGCAAGAGCUCUGGGGACCGUACAGCCCCAGCGCGGUUCUCUCAACUUACAAGCAUCAGUCCGGGCAUGGCAGAGGUGGUGGGGGUAAAGGCAGAGGCAGCCACGGUGACAAAGAUGAAAAGUACAAGAUGGAGAUGAGCGACGAUACCUUUGUUCUAACCCUUCUCAUCGGGUUUGCGCUUAUCGCCAUCUUGUGUGCUGUCGCAAUUCAGUACUUCCUGAUCAACUAG
Messenger RNA from Onychomys torridus (southern grasshopper mouse), 4089 nucleotides. Its product is annotated as fibronectin type III domain containing protein 3C1-like. Gene Ontology annotation, molecular function: protein binding. Bases 1 to 4089 code for a protein of 1362 amino acids. The transcript has 26 exons. The record is from RefSeq and is a predicted model, not a curated record. Lineage: Eukaryota; Metazoa; Chordata; Mammalia; Rodentia; Cricetidae.